This is a messenger RNA of Alternaria metachromatica, 3582 nucleotides long. RefSeq lists its product as uncharacterized. Gene Ontology annotation, molecular function: chromatin binding; methyltransferase activity. The transcript has 2 exons. The record is from RefSeq and is a predicted model, not a curated record. The coding region runs from base 1 to 3582 and encodes 1193 amino acids. Gene Ontology annotation, cellular component: nucleus. Lineage: Eukaryota; Fungi; Ascomycota; Dothideomycetes; Pleosporales; Pleosporaceae.
AUGGAUGCGACAAUCGGUGACAACAUCACGCUAGAAACGCCAGAGCCAAAGAAGAGGAGGCAAAGCACACAGAGCGCACAACCGAGACGACGAAGCGAACCGAAAAUCACAUUGCCGGCGCUGAGUGAUUUCGCCAGGUCACAUGUCGCAAACUGGUCUCCGCCCGUACCUGUAACGCCCGAAUCGGAAGCAUUACGAAGCUUGAAGAGUGAAUGGAGAAAGCAAUCCCGCGAAGAGCCUGUGUACGAUGGGCCGAGGCCUGAGAAGCAACUUUUGAUUGUGGACCUGCAAGAUUACGAAAUUUAUCGGACACCAGAGAGCGAAUGCAGAGCGUAUGAGCUGACGAGCCUGCACUAUUUGGAGGUUUCGAUCGCGAAGAAGUUGUGCUUCGAUGGCUUCAUCUGCGUGGGAUCGACCAAACACUACGUACAUGCAGUACCAAUUCAGGAUAGCUCUGUCGAGGGCUACGGAGACGAUGAGAAUUCUGGUGUUACUACUUACAUACAGUCUACGUUUGCGAGUAAGGACAAACAUUACGACAUAUGGUACAGACUUGCCAAGCCGGCCCCAGGCUACAAAGAGUUUCAAAAAUCCUUCCUCUGGGUAGCGCAACUGGGAAAGCAUAUUAUCGACUAUGUGGACAGCCAACCCGUGGGAUCAGUCGGGCUCAACGACUUCCGCAAAGACUUCUAUGACUGGCUCUCGCCCCGUUUUGAUCAAUGCGCGGACUUCCAGCAAUGGCAUACUGCUUUCAGACACCAAACUGACUUUCGCGUCGCCGUGCAUGCCUACAUUGAAUACUUCUACAACCAAGCCUUCAAUCUCCCCAACUCGACACAACUGCUUGCUCAUCCUCUCUGGAGCGAGUGCAUGGCUAAAGGGUUAACGGCUGUCAAGGCGCAGAAGCAGAUCAUUGAGCACACCAUCGCCACACCAGAAGUUUAUGAUUGCUUCAAGCACAUGUACUUUGGUGAGCAAAUUCAGGCAAAACGGCCUACCGACACGGUCAGGAUACAACAAGAGCGCAGGAAACGAAGGCUGGGGUUUGCGCAGAGUUUCUGGGCACGGAAACCGACUACUCCGCGACGAAAUGUAUGUCAACCGUACGGUGACUCACCAGUGAAGGUUAGCGAUGUCGUUGCCUUGAUCCCCGACGAGGCUGACGCAACCGUUUGGCGCAACACGACAUGGGAAUGGCUCGCAUACGUCCAGGGUACCGAGUCCUUGGAGGAUGGAACGCAGAGGUUGUUCGUGCUAUGGAUUUAUCGACACCACGAGACGAACAUUUUCAAGGCGGAAUAUCCCUACAAGAACGAGGUCUUCCUAUCGGAUAACUGCAAUUGCUCCGAAGGAGAGCUAUUGUCUACGGACAUCAAGGGGAGGUACGAUUUAGACUGGUCACCAUCUACUAUCGACGCUGAGCGCUUUUUCGUUCGGCAAACCUACGUCACACAAGACAGUGCAUUUGUCAGUCUUCGAUCUUCACACAAGACUUGCACGUGUCGGAAGGAAAAGCGCACAUUCGUCGAUGAUUACUGUCGAGGCGACACGGUAUAUCUAUCAAGGACCCGCAACAGAGACAAGUUCCUGGAUCCAGCCGUCUUUCAACACCUUGACCGCGCCAAGGGGAUUGUCAGAGUGCGAAGACUGUUACGACUGGAACGCGACUGCAGAGAACUAGCAGCCAAAGCUCGGCGCUUGAAUCUCUUGGCCAAUGAGCUUGUCCUCACGGACGAAUACGAAGACGUGUCCAUUUCCCGCAUCCAGAGGCGCUGCUAUGUCAAGUUCGUGAGUAAGUCUGACGUCCAGAACGGACAGAUACCUUUCACGUACAAUCGUGGCGGUGCUGGUGAUCUCUGGUUUUUGUCUAUGGGAUUGACUGGCGUGGAAGGCGAUCAGAAACUCAUCUUUCUGCGGAAUCUUCCGAAGACAUUCAACGAGGGCCCUGACAUGGCUUCUGCUAAUUCAUUGAGAGGAAUGAGUAUCUUCAGUGGCGGCGGCUCGCUUGAUCGAGGCCUUGAAGAAGGUGGAGCAGUUACCUUCCACUCCGCUGUCGACUUCAGUCCCCAUGCCAUCCACACUCAGCGAGCUAACUCGAAGAGCCCGAAGACGAUGCAUCUGUUCUGUGGCUCCGUCGAUGAUCACUUUGACGCAGCUCUCAAGGGUAAUAAACCUGACCUUGUCCCUCGGGUCGGAGAAGUCGACUUCCUUGCUGCUGGAUCGCCAUGUCCUGGGUUCUCAGCUCUUCAGCAUAAUAUUCUCAGUCCGCAGUCCCUGAAGAAUGCGUCACAUAUUAGCACCUUCUGCUCGUAUGUGGAUCUGUAUCGCCCUUUGUACGGUAUACUCGAAAACGUCGUCAACAUGGCUUCAACACGGACUGGAUUUGAAGACCAGAACGUGUUAUCUCAGGUUGUUGCUUCACUCGUAUCAAUGGGAUAUCAGUGUAAUCAGUACAUCAUGGACGCUUGGAGUUACGGCAGCGCGCAACAGCGUUCACGCCUGAUCCUCACCAUAGCUGCACCCGGACUUGAGCCAAUUGCCCAACCUUGGCACACCCACGCGCGGCCUUACGAGGAGACGGCGGGACGAAGCUUAGGUUAUCUACCCAACGGACAGAAAUUUGGUGAACGCGAGCACUACCCAACGCCUUUUCCGUAUGUACCAGCGGUUUCCGUCGAUGCGGAACUACCCGACAUUGGCAAUGGUAUCGUACAGACUUGUAUUCCGUUCCCAGACCACCGCUUACCGCAAGUACCAACGCGUAAGCAACGAGCAUUGGUCAGAUGCAUUCCACGACAGCCUCCGGGCUGUGACUACAAAGAAGCAGAUAGACGUGGUCUGAUUCCGACUUCGCUACGAGACCCAAGGACCGACAUUGGAAAAGCGUACCGACGGAUCAAAGCAGCGGGAUUGGUACCGACUAUCACAACAAAUAUAGUCAUCCGAGAUUCUCGAAAUGGCGCUACAUUGCAUUGGGAUCAACAUCGGUCUAUCAGUGUACUGGAGGCACGUCGGACCCAGGGCUAUAUGGACGAAGAGCCCAUCAUUGGCUCCCUCUCGGAGCAAUACAAAAUUGUUGGCAAUGGGGUGGACCGUAAGGUUGCUUUUGCCAUGGGUCUGUCUCUACUACAGGCCGUCCAGAAGAACGAGUUGGGGUUUACUGCGAACGGAACGACGCAGAACUCAGCUGAGGUGGUGGACGCAACUAGCGACGCUGAAACGUCACAAAUCGAGAAGAGUGUCAAGAAGCCCAGACCUCAAUCUAAAGCACAGGAUAUAUCGCCUUCUCAGAAGGAACAUCGCCGCAGGAGUUCCGGACCGGUGGUGAUGAUACCUGGACGACGGCAAACCGAUGGUGCUACUUCGACUGUGAACAGUACUCCGGGGCCAUCUAGAAGGAAUGCGAGCAUGCCUAAUGGCGCAAUCAGCGAAACUUCACAGACUCCAACUAUAUCACAACCCAAUGCCUCGGUUCCCCAAACAACCGGCUUCUUCUCUCGACUUUCCAAAUCUCUCGCUGCUGGCGAAGAAAUCUGUGUUCUCGCAUCGAAGCGGCAGUGUGAGUUCGACGAGCUCGAGUAA